This is a messenger RNA of Trichoderma gamsii, 2292 nucleotides long. RefSeq lists its product as hypothetical. Bases 1 to 2292 code for a protein of 763 amino acids. Gene Ontology annotation, molecular function: protein binding. The transcript has 3 exons. The record is from RefSeq and is a predicted model, not a curated record. NCBI's taxonomy places the organism in Eukaryota, Fungi, Ascomycota, Sordariomycetes, Hypocreales, Hypocreaceae.
AUGGCGCAACCCUCUACCCCUGGUCCAUCGACUUCUUCUGUCAGCAUUUUCGGCCAAGCCCUGGCGACCCAUGCCGGUGGGACGCCGCAGACCAGUCUCGUCGGCCAGACUUCAGCAGACGCCAUGAGCGCCAUUCAGUCGCCUGCCUCGGCCUCCAACAAUACAUACAUUAUGCCAAACUCUCCCGCCAAGGGUCGCCCUCUGGUCGAUGGCUACCGUCCCAAAGUCACCCGCACGCUUGGCCAGAGACCUGCGUGUCUCGUCAAUGCGUCUGUGACAUACUGCGGGAACAAUCAGAUCUAUGCCUUCGGCGGCUUUGACCAAUACACGGACGAGGUGUACAAUCACGUCCUGCGACUAGAUCUGACAACCCAUCAGUGGAAUUUGGUAGACAACUAUGGCGAUAUUCCUGGGGUGCGCAUGGGCCACACGGCGACGUUGUACAAAAGCGACAAACUCCUAGUCUUUGGCGGCGAGAACGAGCAUCGAACCUACCUAUCCGACCUUAUCGUCUUCGACUUGAAAACAGCCCAUUGGACACAACCCCUGGUGUCCGGCCCGAUACCAAAAGGCAGAGCAAGACACGCCGCGGUGCUGCACGAGGAUAAGCUGUUCAUCAUCGGCGGCAUUACAGGCCAAAACAACUAUGUGUUGGACGACAUUUGCUACCUCGACCUCAAGACGUUUACAUGGUCAAAGGCAUGGCGUUUCGUCGGCCGCUUUGACCACUCGGCGUAUAUCUGGGGUGACCGUGUUUGGGUCUUUGGUGGCCUCAGUGAAGACAUGGACAAGAUUAGCGACUUGUGGUGGCUUGAUCUGAAGGGAAGCCCAGAAUUCGACUCACGACCCCAUUUUGGCGUCUUCGACCGCCACUCCGCUGCCCACAGAACUAGUAGUUCUCCCAAGCUGCCUUACACUAUGGCAUCAAAUCCUGUUGUUGGCACUUCUGGAUAUGCUGCGAAUUCCCGGACCGCUCAAGUGAAUCCUCCCUCUUUUCAAGUAAAAUCUUAUGCGCCAAUGGCACCAGGGUCUAUAUCUGCUCUAAAGUUUGUGUCGGGGCCGACUGUUCCAUCUCAAGGAUCAGGCAUUCAUUUCCACGCCUACUCUUCCGGAACGUUGCUCGACUUUGUAACCCCUGCUGCGACCAUUACCCACAGAGAAUGCUCUCUAUCAGCAUUAGACCUCAAUACGUUGCGGUGGCAGAAGCUUGCUGACGGCCGUGAAAUCUUCAAAACCGGAUACAGAUGGCACUACUGUACCAUGAACGAAGAUGGCACCAAAGCGUGGCUCCUGGGCUGUCCAGUCGAUCCUGCUUCAACUGAUUUGGGGCCCAACGGUUAUGAAGAGUACCUCAGUGAUAUCAUGGAAGUUGAUCUUCGGCGAUACGGCUUUCUUGGAAAUAACCUGGCACCAGAAAGUUUAGCUCAGUCUAGGCCAUCCUUUACCACUAGACUGUCUGAUCAGCCUUCCAAGGGACUUGGUGCGGAUCUUGCUAAGCUGUUCAACCAGCCUCCUGAGUCUGGAAGUGGUACAGACUUUGUCAUCACUGCGCUGGCCGAUGAAGCCGACAGCGACGACACUUUAAGCUCUGGGCUCAUUCGAGCCGAUGAUCCAGCCAAGGAUCAGGGCUGGCUUUCUGCAGACACACCGACUUCUACGCCGAUUCACGUUCAUAAGCUCAUUUUACAAGCGCGGUGGCCGCACUUUGCGCGCCUGUAUAACGCUCAGAUGGCGGAAUUUCACACGAAAAAGAUGCAUAUCCCCGAGCCAUAUUCCGUGGUCAAGGCAUUCCUCCUGUAUCUUUACACUGAUAACAUCCACGGCACGGUGGAGACGGACAGCGACGCCACUACAGACCUCUCUGAUGUUGCUGGGCUCUUAGUCAUGUCCAAUAUCUACAACAUCCCACACCUUCGCCUGUUGUGCGUAAAUCGCCUAGCCAAGGAGCUCGAUGUCGAACAUGCCUGCGUCAUCUGGUACUGCUCAGGACUGGCGAGCGAAGAAUGGCUGCGCAAAAGAGCGGCAACGUUCUGCAUGACACACUGGGGCCGCAUCGUUCGCACUCCAGGCUUCCUCCGCCUUCCCCGCAGCGCCCUGGUCGAGCUCUCUCAGGAGAUCGACAUGGAGGGCCGAGUCGUUGCGGGCGACGACCUCGAGUGGGGGAGCGUAUCGGGCCGGUAUAGCGAUGGCACGGGGCAUGGCACUCGAAAGGAAAGUAUCAGCAGCAGCACUCAGAUGCAGAUCGUCGAGUCUGAGGUCGAUGACGAUGAUGAGGACGUGGACAUAUCGUAG